This is a messenger RNA of Pieris napi, 1667 nucleotides long. It is a transcript of the gene Adsl, whose product is annotated as adenylosuccinate lyase. The transcript has 3 exons. Bases 129 to 1607 code for a protein of 492 amino acids. The record is from RefSeq and is a predicted model, not a curated record. Gene Ontology annotation, molecular function: (S)-2-(5-amino-1-(5-phospho-D-ribosyl)imidazole-4-carboxamido) succinate lyase (fumarate-forming) activity; N6-(1,2-dicarboxyethyl)AMP AMP-lyase (fumarate-forming) activity. Gene Ontology annotation, biological process: 'de novo' AMP biosynthetic process. Lineage: Eukaryota; Metazoa; Arthropoda; Insecta; Lepidoptera; Pieridae. Gene Ontology annotation, cellular component: cytosol.
AUAAUAUAUCUAGGCAGUAGGCACUUCGUCGAAGUCAGUUGACGCUAGAUUUCAGUCGGGUCGUUCGUUACCACGUGUCAGCUGUUUGUAGUGUUCUAUUUAUUUCGACAGAAAUAUUAAACAACACUAUGUUUUCUAUCGACGCACCAGCCGAAUUACAAAAUAGUGAAUAUUGCAAUUAUCGGUCACCGCUAAGCACUCGAUAUGCCUCUAAAGAAAUGCAAUAUAAUUUUAGUGAUCAGAAAAAGUUUUCUACCUGGAGAAAGUUAUGGAUAUAUUUAGCAAAAGCAGAAAAAGAGCUUGGGCUAGACAUUUCCGAUGAACAGAUAUCGGAGCUGGAAUCUGCUAUCCACGACAUUGACUUUGUGUCAGCUGCUGAACAUGAGCGCCGGGUACGUCAUGACGUGAUGGCCCAUGUGCACACCUUGGCGGAACGUUGUCCCCGCGCUGCACCCAUCAUACACCUGGGCGCAACCUCUUGCUACGUUGGCGACAACACCGACCUCAUCGUGCUCAAACACGGCCUGGAUCUCUUGCUGCCACGUCUUGCUGCUAUUAUCAGUCGGCUGUCGAAGUUUGCCGAUGACUAUAAAUCGAUACCAAUGCUCGGCUUCACUCAUCUCCAACCAGCACAGCUGACUACGGUUGGAAAACGGGCAUCGCUCUGGCUAAGUGACCUGCUGAUGGAUGAACGAGCUCUGUCUCGCGCUAGGGAUGACCUACGCUUUAGAGGUGUCAAGGGAACAACCGGUACCCAAGCAUCAUUUAUGCAACUUUUUAAGGGAGACAGUGCAAAAGUACGUGCACUAGAUGAAAGAGUUGCUGAGCUCGCUGGGUUUGAGAAACGGUACCUCGUAACCGGCCAAACUUAUUCUCGGAAAGUGGACCUUGAAGUUAUCUCCGCAUUAUCGGGGCUUGGAGCUACUGUGCACAAAAUGUGUUCGGACAUUCGUAUUCUUGCGUCGCGAAAGGAGUUAGAGGAACCGUUUGAGGCCUCGCAAAUUGGAUCAAGUGCAAUGCCCUACAAACGUAACCCCAUGAGAUCUGAGCGUUGCUGUGCAUUAGCUCGUCAUUUAAUUACCUUACACGCUAACGCCGCUAAUACACACGCAGUUCAAUGGCUAGAACGCACUUUAGACGACUCCGCGAACCGACGCAUUACUCUCGCUGAAGGAUUCUUAACUGCUGAUGCAACUCUUCUAACAUUGCUGAACAUAACUCAAGGCUUGGUUGUGUACCCCAAAGUUAUCGCUCGUCAUAUUGACCAAGAACUACCAUUUAUGGCAACGGAGAAUAUUAUUAUGGCCAUGGUUCAGGCUGGUGGUGACCGCCAAGUAUGUCAUGAAAAAAUCAGAGUUCUUUCGCAUCAAGCUGGUGCUGUUGUUAAACAAGAAGGAAAGGAUAAUGACUUGAUUGAACGAGUUAAGAAAGAUAGCUACUUUAAGCCUAUUAUACAACAGCUGGAUAAAAUUUUAGACGCAUCGACAUUUAUCGGCCGAGCUCCUGAGCAAGUGACAGAAUUUAUUGAGGAAGAAGUAAAGCCUGUUUUGGCUAAAUAUAAAGGAUCUCUGGCCGAGGUUGAAAAGCCAGUCACAUUGAAUAUUUAAUACUCUAAUAUAUAAUAAACUCAUACUCAUAAUAUUGAAUAAAAUGAUUUAUUUACAUUA